Bombina bombina (fire-bellied toad) is the source of this 1974-nucleotide messenger RNA. RefSeq names its product TBC1 domain family member 14. The record is from RefSeq and is a predicted model, not a curated record. The coding region runs from base 94 to 1335 and encodes 413 amino acids. Lineage: Eukaryota; Metazoa; Chordata; Amphibia; Anura; Bombinatoridae. The transcript has 12 exons.
UUCCUUCCCAUGCUUUUACACAGUGCACGGCCUGUUUAUACACAAGCCGGGAUGGGGCCGGAGCUCCAUUGUCUCUGAGGAUCUGCAGCUUUCAUGGAAUAUGAAGAAAGAAUAGGAAGAUCUUCAAAGUCUCCCUCUCCAAAGCAGAAUGUGAGGAAAAGCCUAGUUUUUGAGCCUCUGUCCACAACAGCACUCAUUUUGGAAGACAGACCAGCGAAUCUUCCAGCUAAAUCAGCUGAAGAAGCCCAGAAGCACAGACAAGAAUAUGAAGAGAUGGUGGCCCAGGCUAAAAAAAGGGAACUGAAAGAUGCCCAGAGGAGGAAAAAACAAUUGCAAGAAAGAUGUAAGCUGGAAGAAAGCAUCGGAAAUGCUGCAAUUACAUGGAACAAUGAAAUUCUACCCAACUGGGAAACAAUGUGCUGCUCUCGCAGGGUUCGGGAACUGUGGUGGCAGGGGAUACCGCCAAGCGUGAGAGGGAAAGUCUGGUGCCUUGCUAUAGGCAAUGAGUUAAACAUCACACAUGAAUUGUAUGAUAUUUGUUUGUCUCGGGCAAAGGAUCGCUGGAAGUCACUUAGCUUGGGAGGUUCAGAAAUGGAAAAUGAAGAUUCAGGGUUGUCUGCAGCUGACCGAGAAGCCAGCUUGGAAUUAAUAAAAUUGGAUAUUUCACGGACAUUUCCCAGCCUUUGUAUUUUCCAGAAGGGUGGGCCAUACCAUGAUAUGCUGCACAGUAUUUUAGGGGCUUACACAUGUUACAGACCAGACGUUGGCUAUGUACAGGGUAUGUCCUUUAUUGCAGCUGUGCUGAUCUUGAACUUGGAUACUCCAGAUGCCUUCAUCGCAUUUUCAAAUCUACUGAAUAAACCCUGUCAGAUGGCAUUUUUCAGAGUAGACCACGGACUUAUGCUGACCUACUUUGCAGCAUUUGAAGUAUUCUUUGACGAAAAUCUGCCAAAGUUAUUUGCACACUUCAAGAAAAACAACUUAACGCCGGACAUCUACCUUAUAGACUGGAUUUUUACUUUAUACAGUAAAUCAUUGCCACUGGAUUUAGCAUGUCGGGUGUGGGAUGUGUUUUGCCGCGAUGGAGAAGAAUUUCUUUUUAGGACUGCCUUAGGAAUUCUCAAACUUUUUGAAGACAUUUUAACUAGAAUGGACUUCAUUCAUAUUGCGCAGUUUCUAACUAAACUUCCAGAGGAUUUAACUGCUGAGGAUUUGUUUACUUCCAUUGCUGUAAUUCAGAUGCAGAGUCGGAACAAGAAGUGGGCUCAGAUUCUGUCUGCACUGCAGAAGGAUAACCGAGAGAUGGAAACUAGAAGUCCCGCACUUAAACGCUGAAUCUGAGUCCCUGCUCAGAAGAACUGCAAGACUGUACCAUUUUCAGUGUGGUGAAAUAGGGUAUUGGGGUCUAAGUUAGGAAUGUAUGAAAACACUGGAAUUGGCCUUAAAAGAUUUUAGCCUAUACAUACUAUUAAGUGUUUCCCAGGUGAAGUAAUCGUCCGGGGCAGCGCUGGCUAGUACAUAUGGGCAUUAAUAUGAGAGGUCAAGCCUUAAUUUUUUUUGCUGUAAAGAGAUUUACUGUAUAUUUAUAAUUGCAUUUAAUUUCAUGUUAGAAACAACCAAAACCACAAAAAUAUUCAUUAAUUUAGUAAAUCUGUCACUAUUAACCCUUCGGCAACCAGAGAGAGCGGAAAACAUUGUAAAGGAAUGCAUUGGGAGCCCUCCUCUGGCAGACAUAUGGUUAAUACAAAGGCCAUACGGUAACUGCUGUCUUUAUUUGUACUGAAUGCAUCCAUAGCUGUGGCGAGAAUUUCUACUAUUUUUAGUUUAGAAAAUUAUUUUGUAAUAUUUUAUUGACAUUUACCAAAGAUAUCUGGAAUAUCUAAUGAUGGCGUGAAUUAACUGAAAUAUACGUAACCGCAAAACUAGAGAGAAACGCAUCAGCUGAGAAGAUAAAGCCAUAAAGAUUUUCAUUUA